UAUGACCUCCUGCACGGCAUGGGCAACCACGCCGCCGGCAUCCUCACGCUGGGCAAGAGGAAGAGCAUCCCACCAGCCUUCCAGAGCCGGCUCUACCGCCUGCUGCACGGCUCCGGCAACCACGCCGCGGGCAUCCUCACCAUGGGCAAGCGCGGGGAACACCCUGGCACCGCCUGCCACAAUACAUCGGGCUGCCCCGUGGGCAUGGACGCCCAGCCGACGCCGGCUCUGCGGGGAGCUGACGCAAGCCCUGCCAGCCCCAGGGAGUGCCCGGGACACUCGGGGAAGGACCAGAGCAAGAACCAGGCCCAGGGAGCUGCAAAGAGCUUUUACUGA
Merops nubicus (carmine bee-eater) is the source of this 336-nucleotide messenger RNA. RefSeq names its product hypocretin (orexin) neuropeptide precursor (gene HCRT). Gene Ontology annotation, biological process: feeding behavior; neuropeptide signaling pathway. The transcript has a single exon. The record is from RefSeq and is a predicted model, not a curated record. NCBI's taxonomy places the organism in Eukaryota, Metazoa, Chordata, Aves, Coraciiformes, Meropidae. The annotation marks the transcript as partial.